This is a messenger RNA of Cheilinus undulatus (humphead wrasse), 2531 nucleotides long. RefSeq lists its product as uncharacterized. The record is from RefSeq and is a predicted model, not a curated record. Gene Ontology annotation, molecular function: GTP binding. NCBI's taxonomy places the organism in Eukaryota, Metazoa, Chordata, Actinopteri, Labriformes, Labridae. The coding region runs from base 29 to 1489 and encodes 486 amino acids. The transcript has a single exon.
AGAAAAGGAUCUCCAGUGGAACCAAGUGAUGGCAGGAGCAGAGAAGGUGAUCAUUCCAGGGCUUCAGUCAGAGACAGAGUAUGCUGUCAGGGUCAGCUGUGACUGUGGAGCAGCUGGAAGAAGCAAGGAGAGCAUCUCUGUGAAAGUCUGCACGACUAGACGAGAAUUUGCAAGCCUUGCAGAAUACCUCAAACACACUAGCAAAAAGAAACUCUCUGCAUCACCGUCAGUCUACAAACUGUCUCUGGAAAAAGAAGAUAUUGACAUUGAAGGAUGUCGAAAGUUCAACUUUGGCAAAGAAACAAUGAGGCAAAAUCGCACUCUAAUGCUUAUGGGAGCAACCGGAUCAGGAAAGUCCACUCUAAUCAAUGCAAUGAUCAACUACAUUGUCGGAGUCAACUGGAAGGAUGAUUUCAGAUUCAAAUUAAUCGAUGAAGAUGAGUCCAGAUCACAAGCUGAAAGCCAGACCUCUAAAGUCACUGUGUACAAAAUCAAUCACCAGGAGGGAUUCAAAAUUCCCUUCUCUCUGACUGUUGUGGACACUCCAGGGUUUGGUGAUACAAGAGGAAUCGGACGAGACAGGGAGAUCACAGAACAAAUUCAGAGACUUUUCACCUCUGAUAAUGGAGUUAAUGAGAUUGACGCAGUGUGUUUUGUUACUCAGGCUUCUCUCGCACGACUAACAGCAACACAACGAUAUGUCUUUGACUCAGUUCUCUCCAUUUUUGGAAAAGAUGUGGCAGAAAACAUUGAGAUGCUGGUGACAUUUGCAGAUGGCAAGCAGCCCCCUGUUCUUGAGGCAAUAAAUGUGUCCGGGGUCCCUUGUCCAAAAAACGACAUAGGGCUUCCAGUUCACUUCAAGUUCAACAACUCAGCAUUAUUUGCAGACAACAGAUCCAUCAAUGACAGAGCUUGUGAUGAGGAUUCAGAUAAUGAUGACAACUUUGAUGAAAUUUUUUGGAAAAUGGGAGCCAAAAGUUUGGAGAAGGUCUUCAAUGCUUUGGUUAAAAUGUCAACCAAGAGCCUGCGAAUGACCCAAGAGGUUCUCAAAGAAAGAAAACAGCUUGAAGUAGCUGUUGAAGGUUUGCAACCACAGGUAAAAAUCGGAUUAGCAAAACUUGAAGAAAUCAAGAAAACCAAAGAAAAGAUUAAAGAGCAGGAAACAGUCAUAACUACAAAUGCAAACCAUGUCAUUGAAGUGGAUGUGAUUAAGCCAGUGGAAAAAAAACUGACUAAUAAAGGAGAGUACAUCACCAACUGCCAGAAGUGUUCAAUGACGUGCCACUACCCAUGUGCAAUAAAAGAUGAUGACAAAAAACAUGACUGUGCAGCAAUGAGUAGCAAUGGGAUGUGCAAUGUCUGCCCUGGAAGAUGCAUUUGGAAUGUGCAUUUCAACCAAACAUACCGUUGGGAGUAUGUGAAAGUGAAAGAGAAGAAGACACUGCAAGAGCUUAAAGAGAAGUAUGACAAAGCUAAAAAGAGAAGAUGACUGUUCAAGAGUUGGUCGAGUGGCAGGAGAAAGAAAUUUCCCAUCUUGAAGACAUGAUUAUGUCCCUUAUAGAUCAGUGUGCUAAAAGUAUCACACGUCUGCAAGAGAUCGCCCUAAGGCCCAACCCUCUGACCAUCCCACAGUACAUUGACAUGCUGAUCGAAGGAGAAAAGGCAGAAGCCAAAGAGGGUUAUUUGGCUCGAAUCCAGUGUUUGGAAGCAAUGAGGGACAAGGCAAACAUCAUCUCAAAAGUUUGCAAGCGAGAAACGGAUGCAACAACAGAGGAGGAAAUGACAGAUGAAAAUCAAAAGGAGAAAGAAAAGACAAGCAUCUGGGGGCGCUUGAAAUUUUGGUGAUACAAGGAAAAGUAUGAUGUUAAGUUUGUUUCUUAAAUCAUUCUAAAAGUUUAGCUCUGGUUUAAACUAGAAUGAAGGAAUUCAAAAAGCAGCAAAACAUCAUGAUCAUCAAAAUGUUCAUAUUCAUAUUCAUAUGAUAAAACCAUGAUAGUCUUUGCAAGAUAUCCUGGUUUUGAAUGCUCCUUAAUCCAAUGAAGGUGUGUUUUUCUUUCAUUCCUUCUGAUCCAGACUGAUGUAUGUCAAUGCGUAAGAAAAUUGUGUUUUUUAAAUGAAUAUUUGCUUUGUAUUUAGAACAGUGAAUGUUCCUCAUGAUGAUUGAAUGGGUUUUUUUUUCUACGUUUUUAAUUUGUAGUGUUGGUGUAGCUUUUGCAGGAAACAACUGAGACACAUACAAUAGUGAGGAACUGCAACUAAAGUUAAGACCAAGCCACCUACACCAAUGUGCCAUCCAAGCAAUCUCAUGUUUCAGAUUUUAACUUUUACAUUUAAACUCAUAAUGCAUUUUGUGUGUUCUGUUUUCUGAUAGUGCUUUGUUUCAUCUCUGUUAUACCUAAAAGGGCAAAAAAAUAAUCUCAUAGAAUUUGGCUAUAAAGAUGUUGAUCACUGACAAAAAUUGUAAAUAUGUUGCACUGGAAAUGUUGGUUAACUAAUUGUUGUGUGAUUAAAAAAAUGUAAUAUUAAACUGA